UUUCAUUUUUCAUUGAUAUAAACACAAAUUUUCAUCGCCGUCACAAAAAACAAAGGGGCGAAACCAGAGAACACAGAGUCACAAUGAAGUUCAAUCCUAGGGUUUCAAGCAGCCGUCGCAAGAGCCGCAAGGCUCAUUUCACAGCCCCAUCAAGCGUCCGUCGUGUCUUGAUGAGCGCACCUCUCUCCGGCGACCUCCGAUCCAAAUACAACGUCCGUUCUCUCCCUAUCCGUAAAGACGACGAAGUUCAGGUCGUUAGAGGAACAUUCAAGGGACGUGAAGGAAAAGUUGUUCAAGUUUAUCGUAAGAAAUGGGUGAUUCAUAUCGAACGUAUAACACGUGAGAAGGUUAAUGGUUCAACUGUUAAUGUUGGUGUUAAUCCUUCGAAAUGUGUUAUCACUAAGCUUCGUUUGGAUAAGGAUAGGAAAUCUUUGCUUGAUCGUAAGGCCAAGGGUCGUGCUGCUGCUGAUAAGGAAAAGGGUACUAAGUUUGCUCCUGAAGACAUUAUGCAAAAUGUUGAUUAGGAUCUAAUCAUGUUUUUUUUUUUAUCUAUCUAUGAUACUAUCAUUAUUAGUUUUUGUUUGUAUUAUUGUUACUGCUAGAAUUUGAUUGAUGUUUUGAAUGUUUUGUGGUUUAGAUCUGAAUGGAUUCGGAAUUUUGAGAAGUUUAUGUUGUUUUGUUUAAUGAAAUGCUUGAUAUUAUCACUGUUAA
Messenger RNA from Trifolium pratense (red clover), 711 nucleotides. RefSeq names its product 60S ribosomal protein L26-2. Gene Ontology annotation, cellular component: ribosome; cytosolic large ribosomal subunit. Bases 84 to 524 code for a protein of 146 amino acids. Gene Ontology annotation, molecular function: structural constituent of ribosome; RNA binding. NCBI's taxonomy places the organism in Eukaryota, Viridiplantae, Streptophyta, Magnoliopsida, Fabales, Fabaceae. Gene Ontology annotation, biological process: cytoplasmic translation; ribosomal large subunit biogenesis. The record is from RefSeq and is a predicted model, not a curated record. The transcript has a single exon.